Molecule: messenger RNA, 650 nt
Organism: Bactrocera tryoni
Lineage: Eukaryota; Metazoa; Arthropoda; Insecta; Diptera; Tephritidae
Exons: 4
Coding region: 27-650 (207 amino acids)
Source: RefSeq, a predicted model, not a curated record
AAGAAAUAAUCUGAAACCUUUGUAUAAUGAGUGCAUCAGAAUUAGAAGAAAAGGUCAAAGCUAAGCGCUUCCGGGCAGCACCAACACAUCGUUGGAUCAGUGAGCAAACUAGAAGCCUUUUAGAGGAAGUGCGCGGAGAAAUAAAAGACCGCCCGGAGUCAUUUGAGAAGCCUAUUGCACAAAAAUUUUAUUCGAAAAUAUCUGCUAAGUGCCCUUUGCUCGCAAACAUUAAUUGGAAAGUGAUGAAAAGCAAAAUGCGCUAUUUAAAAGGAAUAUAUAUGGAGGCCGUGAGAUGGCGUAGUCAAACAGGAGCUGGAUUAAUUGAAAAUGGAGAAGAAGAAAGCGUCAAGGACUACAUUCAAAAUAUUUGUCCCUUCUUCGAAAUACUGGACGAGAUUUUUGGGCUCAGAAAGGGCGUGAACCCUACGGUUAUAAUUGAGAGUAGCAAUAUAGAAGUCCUCUAUGAAGACAACGAGGAGGUUUUUUUAUUUGAUAAUGUUGAUGAUAUUUCAAAUAGUUGCUCGUGUUCACGUAUAUCAGCCAGUACUCCUAUUCCGCCCGAUACUCCACAGCCAGACGUUCAUUUAUCACUGGAAUUAUCAUCGAACAAUGCAAGCAGCUUCAACGGCGACUCAGAGAUUGAGAAUUAA